UAAACUCUAUAAAUAAUUUUUUUUUUGACUAAAUAUCAAUAAAAUUGGCAAUCCGUUUUUUUCUUCUCGGUUUUGUUUUGUUUGAUUCUUGUGUGUGUCCAUUCCAUCAAGUUUUAUAAAAACGAAGACAAAACGAUAUUAAUACUGUAACCGUUUCGUUGAGUGAAAAUGGACACUUUUUUGUCCACCUAUAACAUUUUUGUCAAAGAAAUGAGUAUGUGAAUCAAAAAAUUUUGUUCAGUGAAUACAUUAAAUAGACGAGAUAGACAAAAAAAAACAUUGAAAAAAAAACCAAACAAACAAAAAAUAAACUUAAAUAAAAAUGAAACAUUUUUUUCUCUCCAAAUGAAAAAGCAGUUCCUGCCAUUAUAACAUUGCUUUCCUCAUAAUAUUCCUUUUGACUCUGAGAAAAUAUUCUUAAUAUAAAGUACAUUUGUAUGAUACACAAAAUAUAAAAUAUAUAUAAAAAAACACUUUGUAUACACCUAAUACAAAAUAUAAAUACAAAAAAAAAUGUGCCUUCAUAUGCAUGUACAAGUGAAAUAAGGUAGAUAAAUUGUGUGUACACAUGUGAUAUAACAUACAGAUGUGGCGAUCUUAACUCGAGCUCGACACAUAUAUAAACGAUCGCAUUCAGCCAAAAUCAUUCAGUUUAAGUUUUUGGUACCUGAAGAUAAGUCAGUAGCAGCUAAACCCAAAAGAAAGUGUAACAUUUUCAAAUUGAACUUGAAUCGAUUAGCAAUACUUUGAACAUUUUUUAACGAUCAAAAAGUAAGAAAAAAAAACUUUCUUUUAAAGAGUGAAAGAAAAAGUUCUAAAGAAAUUUAUUUACCAAAAUCGAUUCAACAUUCCGAUUAAUUCUAUUUCGUUUUUCAUUAUUAAUUUUUUUUUUUUGGUUUGGUCGGAACGGCAAAGGUUCUAAGUUUAGAAAUUUUGUUUAACUUUUCGGGAAUUCUUUUAACUAAAAAGUGAAGUGAAUUUUGAAGAAAAAAAAAAUCUAAAACUUAAUUUACACGACAUUUUAUCAACAAAUCAACAAUGGCUUAUGUUGCUGCAUUCUUAUUUCUUGUAUCAUCAAUUUUGAUUCUCAUCAAUUAUCUGCAAAAUUUGUACGACGUUCGGAGAAAGGUGAAGAUAACAUCAUAUCGUAUGGUUCGAAAUGCCGAUGGCAAUAAAGAACAGGAGAAAAUCGUUAAAGAAUACACGCAAGCUCCCGGUCCGAUGCCGAUACCAAUUCUCGGCAAUCUGGCAACGAUAGGGAAAUACGAGGUUCCAUUUGUCGCAUUCACUGAAUUAGCUAAAAAAUUCGGCGACAUUUACACAUUAACAUUCGGAGCGACAAAGUGUCUGGUGGUAAACAAUUUGGAGUUGAUCAGAGAGGUGCUCAAUCAAAAUGGUAAAUUCUUUGGCGGACGUCCCGAUUUCUUGCGCUUCCACAAAUUGUUCGGAGGUGAUCGAAGCAAUUCACUCGCCCUAUGUGACUGGUCCAAUUUGCAACAAAAACGUCGUAAUUUGGCACGCAAACAUUGUUCGCCUCGUGACUCGUCCUCAUACUACACAAAAAUGAGUGAAUGUGGCGGUUUGGAAAUGGAACAGUUCAUCCAACGAAUCAGAGAAUCCACAACACCUGGUGUCGAUUUUCACAUCAAACCGUUGAUCCAACAAGCUUGUGCAAACAUGUUCAGCCAGUAUAUGUGCUCGACCCGUUUCAGCUACGAUGAUCAAGCAUUCCAGAGAAUUACAAAAUGUUUCGACGACAUUUUCUGGGAAAUCAAUCAAGGAUAUGCGGUCGAUUUUUUGCCAUGGUUGGCUCCAUUCUAUACCAGUCACAUGAACAAAAUUGUCUCAUGGUCGGCAGAAAUUCGAAACUUUAUUUUGGACCGUAUCAUCUGCGAACGUGAAUUGCAUUUGGAUGCUGAGGAACCAGAAAGAGAUUUUACUGAUGCAUUGUUGAAGAGCUUAUUGGAAGAUCCGGACGUGACGAGAGACACAAUUAUUUACAUGUUGGAAGACUUUUUGGGUGGUCAUUCAGCUAUCGGAAAUUUGGUAAUGUUAUCGCUGGGAUACAUCGUACAGAAUCCGGAAAUUGGUCGAACCAUUCAGGAGGAAGUCGAUCGAAUCACAAACAAUGGAAGCCGAUGCGUAACACUUAAUGAUACCGAAGAUAUGCCAUACACUGUGUCAACGAUUUUCGAAGUUUUACGUUACUCAUCAUCGCCGAUUGUGCCGCAUGUAGCCACCGAAGAUGUUUGCAUUGCUGGCUAUGGGGUAACCAAAGGUACGGUUGUCUUCAUAAACAAUUAUGAGCUGAAUACAUGCGAAAAAUAUUGGGACCAACCGGAAAAAUUCGAUCCAUCGCGAUUCAUUGAACGGGUCGAAGUUGACGAGAUGAAGGGCGAUAAUUCAACGGACAUUCAUUACGAUUCGGGCUAUGAAAAUGAAGAUGUCGAAUCCAUUCCAUCGGAAUCACAAGAUAUCACAAAGCCUAAGUACGUGGACAGAGUUCGGAAAAAUAUUCCACAUUUCUUACCGUUCAGCAUCGGCAAACGAACAUGCAUCGGUCAGAAUUUGGUCAAAGGGUUCAGUUUCAUUAUGUUGGCGAAUAUAAUGCAAGCGUUUGACGUUAGCGUAAGUGAUCCGACAUUAAUUAAAAUGUAUCCGGCUUGUGUGGCAGUACCGGCCGAAACAUAUCCGUUACAGUUUCAUCCGAGAGCACGUUAGUUGUGUCUGUUUUCCUUUUUUUUUCUAUUGACAUAAUCUGGAUUCUGCUCCAUUUUUAUGUUAAAAAUACAUUUUGGACUUGUGUACCGCCGGUUAAUAAUACUAUAGUACUUUUUAAUGUAAGAGAUAACAAGACAGAAUAUUUUAUAAUGUUUCCAUACACAUUGAUAGCUGCCCUUCUCAAUACAAAUUGAGACGAGCGUUACAAUAAAAAUGAAGUCAGUCUGAUUAACGAAAUGCUUUCGGAUCGUAAGCACAAAAUAUUAUACAGCCACCUUAAAUGAACGGAACGUAAUUAUUAUACGUGAGAGGGAGAGAUUGGAAGAGUAUAAUUGUGUGUGUGAGAGAGAGAGAUAGUCACUUAAAGUUUGAUAUACGAAAAGAAAAUCGCAUUAGGAUUAGGAUUAUUUUUAAGAGUUUUUUUUUUGAUAAAAAUCAAAACUUAAGAAAUUUAGCAGCAUUUCACAGAUCGCAUUUAUAAAUAGUCUAAAGUAAAUGGUAUAUAGCGAAAAGCGGAACGUUGUUAUAAAAUGGUAUAAGUUCUUCUUGAAUACAACAACACACACACACAAUAAUUUAAUAUUUUUUUUUUAUAUAGAAUUCUUAUACGAUAGUACCUUCUGUUAUCUAGUGUUUAGUGAUUUUGAUAGUGUUAAACGACAUAAUGUUUUAUUAUAAAUAUUUUUUUUUGUAAAGUGUCUUUUUUGCCGUAUUUACACAAAUUAAUCGAUGAAUUUUAUUUUAUUAAUACAAUUUUUCACUGUAAAUUAGAAUGAGAGGCUUUCAGAAGAGAAAAUGAAACUUAUAUUUUCAUGAAAAUAUUUUUUACAGAAACAUAAACAAACGAAAAAAAAACAGAACAAAUAAUUUGCAAUUUUUUAGCAUUUAUAUGGAACAUUGUUGGUCUUAUAAUAU
This is a messenger RNA of Bradysia coprophila, 3636 nucleotides long. RefSeq names its product cytochrome P450 307a1-like. Lineage: Eukaryota; Metazoa; Arthropoda; Insecta; Diptera; Sciaridae. The record is from RefSeq and is a predicted model, not a curated record. Gene Ontology annotation, molecular function: heme binding; iron ion binding; monooxygenase activity.